AUGUCGGAUCAGAAUGCGCCUGUUGCGCUUGCGCCCGUCGUGCCCGUCGUGCCCGAGAAGCAUGAAACCGUGGAAGUGGUCGAUAAGCCCGUGGAAACUUCCGUGACCGCCGACACCGAGACUGUAGCCAAAGACGAACCUACCAGUGUCGCAGCUGAAAAAGUAGCUGCAAGCGAUGCAGCUGCCACUGCCGCUACAGAGUCCGAAGUGGCAAAGCCUGAAGAACCCAAGGCCGAGAAGCCGACUUACCUGAGCAAGAACCCGGCAUUAGGCGAGUUGUUCAAUCGCCUACCAACCAUCCUUGAAAAUAUUGGUCACACUGAGAUGUGGGGAGUGCCCCUCAAGGAUAGCGACGAUGUUCCCACUGUCAACGUGUUGAUCAAGUUCCUACGUGCAAACGAAGGCAAUGCCAAAGCCGCCGAGACCCAGCUUAGCAAGGCACUCCAAUGGCGCAAAGACGUGAACCCACUGGCUUUGGCAGAGUCUGCGAGAUACAGUGCGGCCAAAUUCGAGGGGUUGGGAUACUUGACGACCUAUGAGGAGAACGGACGGCCCUUGGUGUUUACUUGGAACAUCUACGGAGCCGUGAAGGAUAUCAGUAAGACAUUCGCGAAUACCGAUGAAUUCGUCCAAUGGCGUGCCGCCCUUAUGGAACUCGCCGUCCAGGACCUGAAGAUGAAGGAUGCCACCGAGGUAAUCGAGUACGACGGCGAGGAUCCCUACCAGAUGAUCCAAGUGCACGACUACAUGAAUGUCAAGUUCUUCCGUAUGGAUCCGUCUGUCCGUGCCGCAACAAAGAAGGUCAUCGAAGUGUUCGCUACGGCAUACCCCGAGCUCCUGAGUGAGAAGUUCUUCGUCAACGUCCCUGCUAUCAUGGGCUGGAUGUUCACCGCCAUGAAGUUUAUCCUGAGCCGGAACACCACGCGCAAGUUCCACCCGAUCACUAGCGGCGUCAACCUGGCUCGGGAAUUCUCUGCUUCCAUUGCUGAACAAAUCCCCAAAGCUUAUGGUGGCAAGGGCCCAGAGCUGAAGGAAAAUGCUAGGUCUGUCCCGCUGGCCGAGGAGACGGAACAGGAGACCGAGGAUAAGGGUAAAUCUGCCGAGGAGCCUACUGUCGCUGAGCCCAUCGAGGAGGCGCCAUCGAAAGAAGAACCACCCAAGGCGGAGGCUGCCAAGGAACCACAGGAAGAGGCUGGUAAGGAGCCAACCAACGCAGAUGUCCCCAAAUCUGAGUCUCUCAAGGAAGAGCCUGCAAAGGAUGGAGCCCAGUAG
This is a messenger RNA of Penicillium coprophilum, 1272 nucleotides long. It is a transcript of the gene sfh5, whose product is annotated as CRAL/TRIO domain protein. Gene Ontology annotation, molecular function: phosphatidylinositol transfer activity. The coding region runs from base 1 to 1272 and encodes 423 amino acids. Gene Ontology annotation, cellular component: cytosol; plasma membrane; cortical endoplasmic reticulum. The transcript has 2 exons. The record is from RefSeq and is a predicted model, not a curated record. NCBI's taxonomy places the organism in Eukaryota, Fungi, Ascomycota, Eurotiomycetes, Eurotiales, Aspergillaceae. Gene Ontology annotation, biological process: regulation of exocytosis; Golgi to plasma membrane protein transport.